UGAGGCGUGAGGGAGGCAGGUGCGCAGAGCGCGCGUGUGGGAGCAGUGGGGCCAUGCGCGCCUGGCCGCGCUGCCCUCGCCGCUGCCCCCGUCGUGAAUCCGGGCCCCGUCGUGAAUCCGGGCCCCGUCGUGAACCCGGGCCCCGUCGUGAAUCCGGGCCCCGUCAGCUCGACUGAGUCACCGUGGCGAUGGAGGCCGAGCGGGCGCGCCUGGCGGCCAGGAUCCAGCGAUGGAACGAGUCUUGCCUCGACCUCUUUGGGAUGAGCGGCCCCGAUGAGGCUCUGGAGUUCCAUGCGGUGGUGCGGUUUCAAGUGCAGGCCGAGGGGGCCGUGGGCAGGGUGCACAGCACGUGCGUGCGCGUCACGAGCUCCAGCAGCGCCGUCGAUGUCCUGCGUGCCCUGGAAGAGAAGCUGCAGACUCCUCUCGACUCCUACGGCAUUUUUGAAUUGCUCCCUGGCAAAGGUGAGCGGCGCUUGGGACAUGGUGAGAGACCGCUCUUGUUGCAGCUGGCCUGGAACCCCAAAGGUCACCAUGGGAGCUUCAUUCUCAAACCAACUUCCUCGUUACCUGCCAAGGUGGACGGUUGUGAAAGCCCGAGUGACCAGGUCAGAGACAAUGACCAGGAUUCCUUGCAGAGCCUCAAGAAUUCCUCCGGCAAGGCCAUUCUGCAGCUGAGGAGGAGCCUCUCGGGGGGCAGCCAGAGGGAGAGGCGAAGGUCUUGGGGAGAGAAGGUGACGCCCCCCGUCAUGCGACAGAGCUCGUAUGGGCCGACGAGCACGCAGCAGCAACAGCAACAACAGCAACAACAACAGCAGCAGCAACAGCAACAACAGCAACAACAACAGCAGCAGCAACAGCAGCAACAGCAGCAGCAACAGCAGCAACAGCAGCAGCAGGGGGACUGCGAAGGCGGAGAUGUGGAGGGCACCGAGCAGUGCUUGCCCUACCUCGUUGACGUGACUCCAGGAGGAUCUCAACGCAUUUUCUUUCUGCAUUGUGAGGAGACGGCCAUUGGCUGUGAACAGCACCAAGACCGAUGCAUUCAGGUGUAUGGGCCUGGUAUUGGACCUCGCCACUGCUUUGUCCAUAAACAGGAUGGGGUGGUGACCCUGGUGCCAUGCGUACCACUGAACAACCUCACUUACGUGGAUGGGCGGCCAGUCCAUGAACCUGUGGUGCUGCACAAUGGGAACACGGUGCGCCUAGGGUCGGGCACUCUCCUGCAAUUUGUGUACGGACCUGGCUCCAUUCUGGAACAGGAAAUGAUGGCCUUUGGAAACACGGAUUUCACAGCGUCAGGGCCUAUGGUGGCUGGCUUCGAGCACAACGAGCUGGGAUUGAGAAUACCUUCAACGGAAGCAAAAGUGGAUGUGCAUAGACCACAAGCACAGCCCUCAUUGCCGCAAGGGCAUCGGUAUGGGUCUGUGGGAAUUGAACAAAGCGAAAUGCGACAAGGGAAGGGGGCGUUCGUGGAAACAGCACCCAGAGCUGUUGGCGCUGGACUCUGCUUCUCAGAAUCAGCCGUGAGCGCGGUGGCUUCGGGAGUCUCACAGCCCGAGCCACGUCCCUGGGAGCCCAGUCUAGGCCCAGGUUUCAACCAACAAGGCCUGGGGGGAUCAGAGAGAGCCAGAGCCAGGACCAGAGCCCUGGAACAGGGGGAUCAUCUCAGCAAGCCCUUGUCAGGACCAGAGCACAGCAAAGUCCAGCUCAGGAAUGCCUUGACUUCGGAGUUAUAUCAAAAACAAGCUGCAUUUGAAUCCAUGUCUGUGGAACAGGAAAACAGAGAGAAGCCUUCCUCAUCUACAUCAGAAGGGACGCUGCAGCGACUCCACGCCUACGAGCUUUGCCUCCCCGUCUACGUGGAGGUAUCCUCCAACGCCGAGGAGGAGUUCCUGGAUGCGGUGACCUCUACCCCGUCGGACAUCCCGCCCACGUUCAGCCUGGGACCGGCCUACACCAUCUACUCUGCCUGCCGUUUCCUGCUGUCCAGCCAGGGCAGCUGCUCCCUGCCCUCGCAGCAGCAGCAGCGGUGGCGGCACCAGCAUAUAGCGCAUCUCACAGAGGGAGCGGCCUCACGCAUAGAGGGGACAGUGCAGGCCAGUGGACGGGACAUGAUGGUGAGCGGUUUCUGGAUGGCCAACACCUCAGAGUUGCUUCACUUCUUGGAGCAGGAUGGUGACCUCCGCCCUCUCACGCUCCCAGCGCAGGAGAUGCUGUCCUCCGCCGUCCACACAGCAUUCAGCAACCUGGUGGAGUGCUUGAAGACGGAGCUGAGUGUGCGCCUGCCCGUGUUCCUGCAGGACCCACAGACCCUGACCGCUGGGGCACCUCAGAUAGGUCCAGUGCUGUCUCUGCUGACGGAGGUGAUGUCAAUGCUGAGGACGUUCAAAACCAACCCCGCGCUGCUGGUGCAGAUAUUUGCCCGCGUGUUCACGCUCAUCACGGGCUGGCUCUUCAACUCGCUGCUCUCCGACGUGGAUCUGGGCCUGCGCUCGCGCUACUGGGCCACCACGCUGCAGCGCCGCCUGCUGCCCCUGGCGCGCUGGGCCGAGGGGCAGGGCCUGGAGCGGGCUGCGGCCUGCCACCUAGCACACAUCGUGCAGGCCACGGAAUUGCUGACCAUGCGCAAGUACGAAGUGAGCGACGUGCGCGAGAUCCUCGUCACCUGCUACCGCCUCAACUCGCUGCAGAUGCGGGCCCUGCUGGAGACCUACCAGUACGCGCCCGACGAGCCCAAGAUACCGCAGGAGGUGAUUGAGCAGGUGGUGAGCAUGACGCGCGACACGACGGACGCGGUGUGGCUGUCCCAGCAGCAGGAGGUGAGUCGCCUCGAGAGCCUCGAGCUGCGGCUGCCCUUCCUGGUGCCCGGGGACGGCUACGCCUGCGAGGGCCUCGCCGCCAUCCCUGCCGGCCUGCACCACUUCCUGCAGCCCCUGCUCCUCGCCGGGUUGUGCAAGCUGCUCCCACAGCCGUGGACGGGAACCUGGACCGUCUUCUUCUCCGGCGACUCGGAUCGCCGCUCCGCUGCAAACUCGCUGUCCGAGGUCUCCGUCAUGAUGGGGGAACCGGAAAUUGUGCAGAUAAACCUGCAGAAGCGCCAGGGCCUCGGCUUCAGCAUCGUCGCUGCUAAGGGACCCAGGCAGGCGAACAUCGGGAUUUACAUCAAGUCGAUCAUCAAAGGUGGCGCCGCUGACCUGGAUGGGAGAAUCGCCAAGGGUGACCAGCUCCUCUCCAUCAAUGGAACAAGUUUGAUCGGAAUUUCAGAAAAACGGGCAGUGGAGAUUAUGAUGAAUACCGGAUCCGUGGUGGCACUGGACGUCGCUAAAAACGCCGCUCUCUUUCACAACUUGGCGGAUACGCUCAGCCAUCCGACGCCCCUCAACAACCGCGUGGUGCGGCGGACGUCCCGCGCAGCACGUCCCAAGAGCGAGAGCUUCACGACGCAGGCGUGGCAGGAGAGGGACCACGCUCAGGGCAGCGCUGCCCACAGCCAGGUCGACGUGUUGAGGCUACUGGAGGUUGAAAUCAAUCGGCUGAACUCCCGGCACCGCUCUCCUCUGGAGGAGGAGCAGCUGCAGAACCUGUGGAUUGAGUACCAGUCGCAGCUGGGUAGCCAGCACGGGGCGGUGUCCCAGCUACCACUGCUCCGCCACCCCCUUCCCGGGACGGCCGCACCCAGGUCCUCAGCGUUCAGGCCAGCGGCAUCCAUGUUGGAGCUCUCUUCAGACACCCUGGUGACACAGGGCCAGUACACGCACCCAGCGCUCCAAGCCCGGCUCGGACAAGCGCUGCCGGCCUGGUCUGACCGCAGCCUGGACCCCUGGGAGCAGCGUAGACAUUCUCCGGAGCCAAACCAAAUGGAGGCGGUUCAUCUGGGCACAAGCCAGACACUUCACAAAUUACCUUUGCACCCAAACUCAAAACAGCAGCAACCUCAGUCAAGUCCACUUUCGUUUGUGACUUCAGCUGGAGCACCAGUUGGCGGCAGAGAAAGAACGACUCAUCUGUCACCUACUGGAGAACCAAAACUCCCAUUUAAAUCCACAAUACCUGGCGUUAAUGUAAACAUGAGAAGUGAUGGUGAACGGCAUAACUCCUCAUUCUCAGUCAGUCAGCACACAGUGCCACAAUUGAAAGCCCUGCAGUCACCCACUUAUCCCCCUCAAUCCGGGCCGCACUCAGGUGGUUUUAAUGCAAGUGUGAAACACAGGAGAGAUUCCCAGCAGUCACUCGUGGAGUCUCAGGUAGAGAUGGAGGCACCGAUGGGAUCGGUCUCCUACACAGAGCCUCCUGCGGGCCCUCACUCUGCUCAGUCCCCAAGUGGUCUCUCCCCAGACCUAGACCCCGAUUUAGCAGCAGGGGGUUUCCGCCCACUGUUGUUCCGGGCACCUGUCCCCCAGGAGGCCGAACGAAGCUCCCCGGUUCCCGCCUCGAGGUUUUCUACAGGAUUCUCUUCAGCCUCCGAUGGGAAUCUCAAUCAGCUCCUGCAGAGAGGCUUAUUCGAGCCCAUUCUAAACUUCUCAAAGAAUAUGGACCAGACUCUCAAUGCUGUGCACCAGGGUUUACCCACAACACAAACAAACCCAGAUGACUUUAACGGAAAUCCAUAUGACUUACAAAAUACCGUUCACUUUGUGGAAAAUGGCAGUGAAAAUCAAUGUGUACCGAUCCUUAAUCACAUGUUAUCACCACACAAACAAACUGCAAGUCUACACGAGACAGGAGAAUUGCGCAAUGAAUUCCCUUGUGAUUGUGAUCGUUUAGUGGGAGAGAGCGGAGUGGAGGACCCCCCCUGCAGGCCCCGGCAGCAGCAGCAGCCCCACGAGCCCGCAAGACGCCACGCGCCUGGGUUCACUGGAGCGAGCACUGGCGAAUCAAAGGGCACAAGGCGAACCUCCUGUAGAGUCAUCCCUGAUGUACUUUCUUCCAUCUCUGAGGAGAUGUGGCCUGGAAAUGCCCAGCAAUCCACAGCAACUGAGCAACAUUUCUCAACACACAUCAGAAACCCCGAGAGAAAUGCUUUGGGUGUUAUGGACGCAAUACAAAAACCCACACAUGACAAAAUAAUUGCAGUGGAACAGACUAGACAGCUUGCUAGAAACGUUCAGGUAUCCCAUGAUGAUGUAGAGGUAUUGCCCAUGAUUAAAAAUAAAGGGGACCAGCAUGUAAACAUGUCUGCUGCUAAAGAGAGUGAAUGUAUUGAUCAGUCGCCAAGUUCUACAAUGCACAAGUUUGCAGAAGAUGGAAUAAAACCCCAGUUUGUAGAAAAGGUGGACAUGAAGGUUCAAGUACCAGGAGGCAACGAAGAUCCCAGUCGCCUCUCCCCAUACUGGAAUGAAACAAAAGCUUCAGCAGGGCCAGAGCCAUCACUCACAACUGGAGGGAAAUUGCCCAUUUUUAGAUCGCAUGGAAUACAUUCUGCAGGCCCCAUAACUCCUCAACACACCACAGCAGAUAUUGCUGACGAAAUGAAGUCUAAAGUCGUCUCAGAUGGAGGGACGUCGCAGCGAAGUGAUGCGCACAGGAAGUCGCGCUCCCGUGGGCUUCCACGCGUAACGACCGAGACGCUCACCCUAGCUCUGCGGGAGACGGAGCAGUCCUGGGAAGCACAGGCCACAGGCCCCGUCGUCUCACAGCCCCCUAGUGCCGCCGCGCCCUUUGCACCGCAAACCUAUCAGUUUGUGGCUCCCAAUGAACACUUGCAACAUAGCCAACUCCGCGUGAGCCCUGACCCUGCAUCGACAGAACCUAAGGUUGGUGAAUUUAGUCAAGGAAAUUUGGAAAUAUCUUCUUCAAUGGUUAACUCACACUUCGAAGCAGAUACGAAGGCCAAAGGUUUGACCAAUUUCAGUUCUGGUCCUUCCAAUAAUUUUACAAGACAUACAUCCAAUUUUACGGGACAUUUUUCACAGGAAAAUAUUCAAAUGGCAAGUGACCAGCUUGAGUCAAAGCAAAGUCCUCCAAAAGUUGAACUAACUCGGUCAAGUGGAGAUGCCAACUCUCAGUGGCAUGUUGCUUUGAUGCAAAAUAAUAGAUCACCUUUAGAUUGUUACUUGGAUGAAACUCAUAGAGAUGUAGAGGUUAUGUUUUUCAAUGACAUUCAACAAGCUCCUGAAUACUCUCCACACUUGAAACAAGUUGCAUUCCACCCUUCCAUUGAGGCCAUGGACCCUCACGGAGCAUCGGAGAGAGGCAUGGCCGAAGAGCUUAGUCAGCAUCCCGAGGGGCGCGAGCUCCCCGCGGAGGUGGUGCACAGCAAGGAUGCGAGGCAGAAUGAAUCAAACAAAAACAACAGUUCUCAUCCUCCACUGAGAUCUCAGCCAUCUUCACAAACCCCCUUUGUUCUACCAGGAAGACAAUUGUGUAGUGAUUUUAAAACACAUGCAGAUAUCGCUUUUCCUGCCGAAAUAAAUCCUGGAGCUUCACCACAGCAGGGCGAUGAUAAACCUCAUGAUGUGCCCAAAGGUGAAAUUUCCAACGCUUAUGCUAAUAAACUGGAGCAAACUGCCGAUGACAGGGUUCUAAAUAAUUUUCAAUUGAGCCCAGUCGAUCAAACUAUUGAUACUCAUUGGGAAAACUUAAUCCACAGUCAGCUUGAUAGAUAUCUAGAGAGUCCACUUUUAGAUACCACUUCCUCGAGUUCUAGUGAAAUACGAGCAGUGCAUUCCUUGGAGGUCCCACCAUUACCUCCAUCAUUGCCCCUGCCUUUAGAAGCUGAGAUGUUCACAGAGUCGGCCUUCCCACCCCCUCCAUCACCAUCUAUCCUGCUGCUUGAUGAUUCGCCCUGGGUAGAAAGGACAACUGAGGUGGGAUCGGCUAAUGAAUGCGUUCCUUGUAAUGGGGGACACUCCCAUGAGCAUCCAGAUGACGUCCAAUUUUCUAGAGUAACAGCCCAUACUCUCAGGACCUAUAGCUCUGCUCCUCAGGACCAAGGGGAUGUGUCCUGGGCUUUGGGACGAGCAUCCCUGAGAGACGGUCGACCGAUGAGAGUGGUGGACGUGAGGGAAGGCACUGCUCGAACGGACUUGCAGGUCCUGGACAAGAGAGACUCUUUUCGAGCACAAAAAAUCUCAGGGCUGAGGCUGAACCCAAGUAAAGGCUCAGGGCAGCAUGAGCCUCGUCCACCAGUGGCUGUAAAACCCAAAAGCCUGACAUCUGAGCCUCAACCAGUAGUUCAGCAAUCCGGCAAGUUCAUGAGAUCUGGCGUUUACAAGCCACACAUACUACGGCAACAGCAUUCAAAGCCUGAAGGUUCUGCAAACAAAUUGUCCUCGAUGGGUGAUGAACACCAAGAUUCCAGAGACUCUCCUCACCGUCAGCACCCCCCCUCCCCCAGUGAGGCCGAGCAGGACGCGGCUCCCGGCGUGGAGACGCUGCCCUUUAACGAGCGCCUCCGCCUCUUCCGCCAACGCGAGAGUCAACGCAAGCACACGUGACCCUGCUCUCCUCGGACGUUGGAAAGUGGUGAAGGCUGACGAACCACGCCGCACGGUAUUAGUCUCAAACGCCUAGCCUCGCUCGAACGUCGGGCACAAGUAACGAAAAGCAGAUCACUGGACGCAUCCAUUGUUGCUGGUGGUAAACAUCACGGCGCAGAGUUCGUGCAACCACAGCAGCCAGAGCUGCUGUGGUUGCACGCAUGCCUUGCACUGAUUUCAGCCGUAUUACGAGUGGUGUAAGGCUGUAGACCAUAGCUCAAGUACAAGUGCCUUGCCCUAAAAAUAGCUGCAAAAUUUCCAACCUGUGCAUAAUAGGGCUAUAUGAGGGUGGGUCAUGGUUGAUUACCUAACUUUCAGUAUUUUUAGCAAAACUAUACAAAUGUAAAGCUCAAAAGCAAAUAUAAUCACUGCAAAAUACCACGUACAAUUUAUGAAAGCAAAUAUGUCUAGUUUUUAUUCCCUGACACAAUGUAUGCGUGUAUACAAUAGAAAGGCGGCAGGCAAGGCAGGAUUACACAGAAUGACGAUACACAAGGAGAGAGGGGCAGCGCGUUCAGGCUGGAUUUUAAAAGAGGCCUCAAGCACUGAAACUGGUUGCCCACGGGCCAAACGCUUUUCCUUCACUCUUCACGUUGGUCGCUGACCUGUGUGUGCCGCCUCCAUUGCUUGUCCUCGGUAACCUUCAUUUCCACAAGCGCCCCCUUCAUUCGUCUCCUUCCAACACUGCGACCCUCUGCCUGUCUCUUGGUCGGUUUCCUCCUCCUGCGGCGUCCCCGUUCAUCAAGCCGUGCACUCGGAGAUUGUGUCCACUUCAGCUCUUCUCUCUCCUGAUGACUUCCAUGUUCAUUCUUCUUUCGUAUGCUGAACUUAUUUUGCACCGUACGUAACCAAUCGUGCUAAUGCCGUUAACGAUUGUCCACCAAGACAUUGCAUCUUGCACAUGUGCCAAUUUUCAAAGGUCACAAGUUUAUUUAAAAGGAAGUUUGAAUACUCUUCUAAAUGUUUUUUUUAUGAUUUCAAUGCCUGCGGAUUUCCUUUUCACAACACCCUAUUUUACGCACAUUACUACCUAAAUACAUAGUCUGCCACUACCUCCACACUUUAACUGAUAGAGGUGAAGGAAAGGGAGCAUCCAUAAUCAAUGCCAUGCACUCUGUUUUAAGUAAGCUCAUGUUCGGUCCAGUGUCCAGUUUUGGUGCCUAAAACUGCCAAAAGUUGCAAUGCCUUCUUCACGAACAAACAUAUAUCAUCUACACACUGCAAGUUUCUUUGCUACAAGUGAUCCAUUGUGAUGCUUGUUUUUUAGCACUUAUUAGUGGUCCUCAGCCAUUGAACAACCACCGUUUACUUUCCAUAAUUAAGCAGUCAUUUAGUGCUCAAUUUACUGACCCGAGAGGGGCGAUGGGCUAAAUCAAACUUGAUCAUGAUUCACAACCUCACACUUAUGAGCACAUUGCCCUAUCGGCGUGAGUUUUGUUGGCGAUAAAUGUGUAAAUACAUCGCUAUAAACGUAUAUUCUAUAUCAACGCUUGUCCAACGACCAGAGGUUAAUUGAGGGAUUGGUCGUGUGGAAUGAGGACGAUGAGGCCAAAGUGAUUGUGUUUUGCUUGAGAGUUGACACACCGGACCUACAUCACUAAUUACAGCUUCUGGCAACCAUCCUGGUUAAACUGGCUGGGUGUGAUCUCAUGCAAGCAAAUACGUAUACUGUAUUGUAUAUAUUUCCUUUACAUUUUCAUGCAAUGAAAUGUGUAAUUUUAUACGUAGGCUUUUACAACCAUUAUGAAUCAAUUGUGUGUAUAUAAUAAGGUAUCAAGGCUAGAUAUUACGCAUGCUCUAAAUGACAGACAAUUUAUUUUAACAUUUAUAUCAUCACCCUGUAAACUAGCAUGUUUUCUGGUUGGUUGAUUUUGGAUUUUAUUGAUGUACACUAAUAAAAAAAUCCGUGCAUAUUUAUGAAGUUUAACCUCCAUUUAGAAAAUGUGUUACCUAAGACAAGUGGGCCAAUGUGCAGCUCUUCAGGAAAUGCUGAUGUUUUUCGGCUAAUACCUAAAGGUUGUUAACCUUUUACAUGCUUUAUGUAUUUUGUGAAACUCGUGGUUUUCCAACCUGCACUACAAUAUUAUGUAUGUUAUGAUGGCUUAUUCUCGUCAUGUACAGAUUUCACCCUCAAUUUUUAUUGUGGUUUUGUUAACAUUUCCCUUCACCCUCAACAUUUAUUGUGAUUUUGUUAACCGUUCCCCUUGAUUUCAAUGCACAACCCAUUACUAUGUUAGUUUUGACAUAAAUUAAAGUGGCAGCAUCUAUAUUAAACUCA
Molecule: messenger RNA, 9756 nt
Organism: Lethenteron reissneri (Far Eastern brook lamprey)
Lineage: Eukaryota; Metazoa; Chordata; Hyperoartia; Petromyzontiformes; Petromyzontidae
Biological process (GO): signal transduction
Cellular component (GO): cell-cell junction
Molecular function (GO): protein binding
Source: RefSeq, a predicted model, not a curated record